AUGUUAAUAUACAAAAUUUGGUGUCUUUUAUGCAUCGGAUAUUGUGUAGUAUAUUCUCAAGUAACUAUACCAGAUUCUCUUAAAGAAUGCUAUAUAAAUCGUACUAAAAAUGAGAUUUUAUUGCCCUUUAAUAUACGUACAUUCAUUGAUAUUUUGCAAAAAGCUGAAAUAGAAACAUUUACUACUAUGGAUAUGAGAACAUUCUCUUCGUCAUUGUUACACAGGUUUAAAUUUGAUGGAGUUGAAUACGUUGAAGGCUUGCAUGAAAGUGAAGGAAUAUUGCCUUUCAUUGGACGUGGGACACAACGAACAAAAAAUAUAAUAAUAGAAGAAUUGGUUCCAGGCAAUGCUGAUGCUUUUCCUUCUAAAGUACUUUCACAGUUAGAAAGAUGCACUCUUCAUUUUGCCAUCUCAAAUACUAUAAACAAAUAUAAAUCUGACGACAUAAACAAUCUGUGCCAAAAAAUUGGGAAUCAAGAAAAAUUAACUGGUAACAGAAGAACCAUAUCUAUUAAUGCAACAGAUUGUCCAAGAGAAUAUGGAGUUAUUCUCACUCCGUAUGGCACAAUUGCUCCUGGUGCUAUUAUAGGAGCAAUAGCUGCUAGUUUAGAGCAUCAAAGUAUUACUUUGAAUCAAUUAUUUGCAGCAUCAGCUACAACUUCUACAAGUAUACCAUUGAAAUAUUAUUUAAAUUGUUUAAAUGUCAAUGAAGAUGAGAUUGAUUUUAUUAUACCAAAAGACAAAAUGAUUAUUGAAAGAUCAAUGUGGCAGCAAUCUAUAAAUACAUCAGAAAUAACAAUUGAUAAUAUAUGGCUUACCACAAUUGCUGGGGACUUGGGUGAAAUGGUAAUUUAUCAAGGACCUUUAGCAAAAGAAAAAAUGACGUUAGGAGUAACUGGAUUUUGGAACAGUACUAUAUAUCCUAAUAUUUAUUAUCUUACAAAAAAUCCUGAUAGUUAUGACGCAACACGGGCUGAAAUAGUUGGUGACAUUGAUGGUUUAAUACUUGCACGCAAUUUAGAAACAUGGACUGCCAAUUUUCAUAGCCUUCGACUUAGUCAGAUUUUUGAUAUGUAUUAUUCUAAUCAAGGCAUUAAUUUUAACCCAAAUAUCAAAGCUUGUAAUCGAAAAACAACUUUUGCACAAGUUACAUCCAAAACUAUUUUAGCAGAACAGACACAUGCAGUAUCAUAUUUAUUAGCAUAUCGUAAUAGCAUAGCAUAUAUAUCUGAAGAAGCAUUAAAGCGACUGGUUAACUAUGCUGUUGAUACAUUUAUAAAUUAUACAGAAAAACAUUUACUUACAGAAUCGCACUGUCGUAAUAAAAAUGUUCAAUUACCAGCAGAAGUAAUAAUUGCUUUUGACGGUGCAUGGACCCCAGAUUAUACUAUGGAUUUUAUUUCAGUUCUAUUAGAAGAUUUAGAUGUAUCAAUAUAUGGUACUAAAAUAGGUAUAUUGCAUGGCUCUACAGGAAAUUGGUUACUUAACGUCACCAAUAGACCAUCAGUUGCAUAUGAAGCUAUAUACAAUUUUACAAAAGUGUCAUGGCCCAGUCAGUUUAAUUAUACUAAUACACUUCAAACAAUAUUUACUUAUUUAAAUGUUACAUUAGAAGAAAAUCAGAAAAAUCAUGUAAUUGGUAAUUUAGGACAAAUUAUAAUUUUAUUAGUUCCAUUAGCAUUUAUGACCAACGUACAACAACAAUCGGUUCUAAUGUUAUUACAACAAAUCAAAUUAUAUUAUCCAGAUGUACAUUUCUUAUAUUACACAUCGGAGUAUAAUGCAUAUUUAUUUCAACCUUUUAUAAUGUCAGAAGAAGAUCAUUUAAUUAAAACUUUGCAAAUUGAUGAUAUUAUUAAUCAUUUUAGUGCAGUACAUUGGCUAUUAAGACCUUUACCAAAUAUAAAUGUAACUACUGAAAAUCAUAAAAAUCAAAUGGAAAAUUAUAUAGCUCCAACACAAUCUAUUUUAUACAAAUUACACGGACACUGGAGAAAAAAUACGAAAAAAAUAACUGUUACGUUUCAUAGCGUUGGGUAUGGUGAAAUAACAGUAUGCUCUUGGAUUCAGUUCAAUAGCACAAAAAAGAAAUACAAUGAAUAUUGUAGAGAUGCAGACGGUCAUAAGGAUAUUAUAUUAAAUGAUUAUACUCUUUGUCCUAACAAAAAAAUGUGUCCUCACAUAUAUUAUCGUGUACAGCAUGUAACUUCUUUACGUAAAUGUGCAGAAUUAACUUGUAGAACACCAGAUCAUGUGCGAUAUAUUGUUAGAAUAGAAAGUACAUACUAUAAGAAUAAUGCAAGCAGAAAUAUAUUAUCAAUAAUACUUUCGACAUUCGUCUUUCUUUUAUUU
Molecule: messenger RNA, 2352 nt
Organism: Polistes canadensis
Lineage: Eukaryota; Metazoa; Arthropoda; Insecta; Hymenoptera; Vespidae
Exons: 14
Source: RefSeq, a predicted model, not a curated record